Molecule: messenger RNA, 450 nt
Organism: Microthlaspi erraticum
Lineage: Eukaryota; Viridiplantae; Streptophyta; Magnoliopsida; Brassicales; Brassicaceae
Source: the annotation of a GenBank genome assembly
AUGGCGACGUUGCAGAGAUUCAAGUUCCUAGCGACGCAGUGUGGAGUUGCAGAGAGUCCUACAAGAAGUCCGAGCCCAAGAACAAGUCCAUUGGUACAGUUUCGUCGCAAGAAGACAACAUUAAAGAUGCUUCUGAGUCUUCGAUCGCCGAGCCGCCGAGAGCAGCCGGUGAUUCAUCAGAGCCGCUCGUUGACGGCUGAGAAGGACGUAGCUGGACGCAAACUGAGAGACUUAUUCGUCACUUCGACUUCUGUAGAGGAAGAAGAAGAAGAGAAGGAGAGAAAGAAAGGGAAAACAAAAGAAGAAGUUCUUGCAGCCAUGGCAGCUAAAUUGAAUGCAGCUGCUUCGAACUCUCAAUCGGAGUCUGAUGCAUCACCGGUUUGGUUUGGAUUCAGCAAAAGGCUUCUCCAGCGAGCUUGGAGGCCUAAGCUUGGUACCAUUCCUGAGUAA